GCGAUUAAAGUCACCGUGGUGUCGUACUUUUCAAUAUUUACUAUCUAGGACUAUUACAUAGUGAUACCGACUCAGAUUCACAAUUGCUAUCGUUUACAGGCUUUGACUAAGCAAAGGGUCUUAUCAGAGCUGUUAAGUGGUCGCGUACAGAUAAAGUUGACCUACCCUUAAAUGUAUUAGAUAGAGAGGAAUGUUUGUAUCUAUAUAUCAGGCAAUAAGAUGAAAAGCCUCAUUCAUUUUGUGUGUAUUCUACUAUUUGCUGUAUUGACAUUUCAGAUAGUUAUCAAGGCGUUUCAUAGUUGUUCGGGUAUGGUGUAAUAGUUGAUGAAAGGAAUACUAGAACAUUUAGCAUUUUAAACCUUUUAUAACGAGGAUAUACAAGACUGAUGUUGCAAAUGGACCUUUAAAGAUGACGUCAGUAAGAUCGGCGCGUAUUACAGCUAUUCGGCUAUGUUUUAAUCUUUUCCGAGGUGAGGUCAACUGUAUCUCAGCAAUCUGCUUCUUAGUACUUGUCUUCGUUUUCCUUUCUAUGGUGGUAAGUAUGAAACGCACGCCCACUAUAAUGACGUCACUCGAGCAUGCUAGACUGAAUUGGAAAGACCUGGAAAAGGAAUCUGAAAAUACUAUACUUAUUGAACAUGAAGAUGGAAAUGUUUAUAUUGCUUUUAAAAUGAAGGAUUCUGCUAAAAUCGUUAAACAUUUAAAAACUGGUAUUAAAGACCUUAAACAGUCACGUGAUCUAAUGUCCGAAACGAGGCACGUUUUCGCAGAAAACAAAUUUAGCAAUAUGAAAAAAGUGAAUAAUAAAACUAAAGGUGAAAGGAAGACUGGACCUGACGAUCGUUCUUUAGAGAACGGACAUUCUUUUCCUCUGACAGUUUCGAGCCACCCGUACAACAUUAACAGCAAAUUCGUGUGCAAAGGAGUAAAAGAAUUGUCGUUUAUUGUAGUAGUACAUUCUGCCACCACACAUUUCAUGAGACGGUCAUCAAUCAGAGAAACUUGGGCCAAUUUUAAGCUCUUUAAAAGACAUUCAAUGAGAAUAGUGUUCAUUCUUGGAAAACCUGAAAAGGAUUCAACGCAAGCUCUUAUCGAACAUGAAUCGGCAGUGAAUAAAGAUAUCGUACAAGGGAAUUUUAUAGAUUCGUAUAGAAACCUUACUCAUAAAGGUGUUUUAGGACUUAGGUGGAUUUCAGAGUUCUGUAAGCAAGCAGAAAUUAUUGUCAAAGUUGACGAUGACGUUUUUCUAAAUGUGUUCAAACUAAUGGAAGAAUUAGAAUCAAAUUUUAGAAACAAAACGAGACAAAUAUGGUGUCCAGUGAGGAAUAAAGGAACAAGUCAGAUUCAGAGAAAGAAAGGGAAGUGGAAAAUCGACGAGAGCGAAUUUAAAAAUAUGACACAUUUUCCGGUGACGUAUUGUAAUGGAUUUUUCACAGUUAUCACAAAAGACAUUAUAAAAGAAAUGUAUGAAGCAGCCAGAGUUACGCCAUUCUUUUGGGUGGACGAUGUAUAUUUGUUUGGGCUUUUGCCAGACAAAAUUAAAAAUGUUAAACACGCUCCCCUGAUGAAUCUCAAUUUAAAUGAGAAAGACGCUAUAGAAUGUUUUGAAUCAAAGGACAAGAAGUGCCAUCUUCUAGUUGCUAAUGCGCAUUCUGAUGGUAUAAUGGACAAGUUCUGGUUUAGUGCACUGCAACAAUACAAAACACUGGCACAAAAAUACUCAAAGGACGGACUGUUUGUUUGAAUGUUUGUUUUCCUUUUGCGAGUCGAAAGGUUCUUUAUACAACAAAAACAGCAUAUUUGCUGUUUUUAGGUUAUUAUCUUGGUAAUGUAAAGUAGAAUGAUUCAGUGAAGAGAAGAUUGUGGAACAGACUCAACGUUGCUAAACUAACUUGAUUUUUGCUAAGGAAUACCUUACUACUUAAAAUCUUGUCUACGUAAUACGUAAACAAUCACCGCUGCUGGUGACCUGCUAUACAUCUGAAAUUUUGUAAAACCUUGGCAACUGUGGUCUUUUGUUUAACCUUAUAGACAUACAUUUGUUUAUAUUCUGCAUGGUAAACGCACGAAAUAAAACAUCUGAAACGGUUUUGAAAUGAUGAUUAAUUUUUUUACCUACAAUAUUUAUGUUUUGAUAUGUAUGUGUUUAGAUGGACAAUUAGCAAAAUUAUGAAUAUUAAAAAAAAACCAUAUGAUUUUAUCAAUCAUAAAUUAUGAACAUUAAAAAAACCAAACACACAUUUCAAGAGUUUCCAUUCAAGUACAUGUGUUAACAACUGAAAUAUAUACUGUUUACACCGAGCUUAAUACCGCAACUUUCUGCAAAUAGACCUCACCUUUGUUGAUGUUUAUACUUUUAAUCCCGAUUAAAAAACCACACCUU
Mercenaria mercenaria is the source of this 2383-nucleotide messenger RNA. Its product is annotated as lactosylceramide 1,3-N-acetyl-beta-D-glucosaminyltransferase-like. Gene Ontology annotation, molecular function: hexosyltransferase activity. The coding region runs from base 410 to 1744 and encodes 444 amino acids. The transcript is spliced from 2 exons. Gene Ontology annotation, cellular component: membrane. NCBI's taxonomy places the organism in Eukaryota, Metazoa, Mollusca, Bivalvia, Venerida, Veneridae. The record is from RefSeq and is a predicted model, not a curated record.